Messenger RNA from Larimichthys crocea (large yellow croaker), 7052 nucleotides. It is a transcript of the gene cds1, whose product is annotated as CDP-diacylglycerol synthase (phosphatidate cytidylyltransferase) 1. The transcript is spliced from 13 exons. The coding region runs from base 280 to 1650 and encodes 456 amino acids. NCBI's taxonomy places the organism in Eukaryota, Metazoa, Chordata, Actinopteri, Sciaenidae. Gene Ontology annotation, molecular function: phosphatidate cytidylyltransferase activity. The record is from RefSeq and is a predicted model, not a curated record. Gene Ontology annotation, cellular component: endoplasmic reticulum membrane.
AUGGACCUUGACUGUGGUAGGAGGAGAGCAGGGACGGGGACUGCGGUGAUAAACAAACACACGCAGUGGAGUCGUUAGUAUCUUGUCGGGCUCUGUUGCGGCGCUUUGGCAGCACCGGCUGACUUUCAGGGAAGCUGACCUUCACAGACGGAGCUGUAAAGUCAAAACCGGGUUAAAAAAAAAAUCCAGGAUUUUAUCCCCCUCUCUCCUUCCCUCUCUCCUUCCCUCGGACUCGGCUUAUGUGACACAUUAACGUCCCAGCAGCGAAACGAGCGAAACAUGACGGAGCUGAGGAAGCGAGGCGGAGGCGGAGAUCCUGACAGCACCGACAAUAUCAGCGACAAGGAGGCUGAUGGCGAUGACAGGUUGGGCCUGCAAGGUGACGCAGAAGGAGAAUGUGACGGUGACUCCAAAGCAGACACUCCAGAUGUUCCUCUCUCCACAGCAGACACCGACAACACUCCACAAUACCUGAACAAAGCUCUGGAGGGCCUGCCACCCAGAUGGAAGAACUACUGGAUACGAGGGGUUCUGUCUUUAGCCAUGAUUUCAGGCUUUUUCCUCAUCAUCUAUAUGGGACCUGUCACUCUUAUAUUAGUGGUCAUGACUGUCCAAAUCAAGUGUUUCCAAGAAAUCAUCACCAUCGGCUACAGAGUGUACCAUUCCUAUGAACUGCCUUGGUUCAGGACACUAAGCUGGUACUUCCUGAUUUGCGUCAACUACUUCUUCUAUGGGGAAACUGUCGCGGAUUACUUUGGUGCCCUGGUGCAGAGGGAGGAACCUCUGCAGUUCCUGGCUCGCUAUCACCGCUUCAUCUCCUUCGCCUUGUACCUCGCAGGUUUCUGCAUGUUUGUGCUGAGUUUAGUGAAGAAACAUUACCGCCUGCAGUUUUACAUGUUUGCUUGGACCCAUGUGACCCUGUUGAUUGUGGUAACUCAGUCCCACCUUGUCAUUCAGAACCUGUUUGAAGGGAUGAUCUGGUUCAUUGUCCCGAUCUCCAUUGUGAUCUGUAACGACAUUAUGGCCUAUCUGUUUGGAUUCUUUUUUGGGAGGACCCCACUGAUCAAGCUCUCCCCUAAGAAGACUUGGGAGGGGUUCAUUGGUGGUUUCUUCUCCACUGUGGUCUUCGGCUUCAUCCUGGCCUACCUCCUGUCUCGGUUCCAGUACUUUGUGUGUCCCGUGGGCUUCAACAGUGAGACCAAUGGGUUUACAGUUGAAUGUGAGCCUUCUGAUAUCUUUGUGAUGCAGGAGUACACUCUUCCCGCUGUGGUACAGAACACACUGAGAUGGAAAACGGUUAACCUGUACCCCUUCCAGAUCCACAGUAUCUUCCUCUCGUCCUUCGCGUCUCUCAUCGGGCCUUUUGGUGGUUUCUUUGCCAGCGGCUUCAAGCGAGCUUUCAAAAUCAAAGACUUCGCCAACACCAUCCCCGGCCACGGUGGCAUCAUGGAUCGAUUUGACUGUCAGUACCUGAUGGCCACCUUCACACAUGUCUAUAUAGCCAGCUUCAUCAGGGGACCGAACCCGAGCAAGGUGCUACAACAGCUGUUGAUGCUUCAGCCCGAACAGCAGCUCAGCAUUUUCCACACUCUGCACUCCCACCUGAGAGAGAGGGACAUGCUGCCCCCCGCUGCUGCCCAGGCUGAAUGAAAAACCUGCUGGCUUUACAGGGUGAUGACUGGAGAAUGUGUAUGACCGUUUGGAAAGUUUGUGUAAGCAUGUACACACACAGGCACACAUGCUCCUAAGUAUGGCUUUAUGGUGUGUGAUCCCAGGCCACUUGCAGAGUGUCCAUCAUCAUCCUGCCGACUCUUCAUUCGACUUCCAACCAGCUCCAAAUCAUGACUUCUACCCUGAGGUGACUCUCCAAGACUAUGUGGAAUAACCUCAUAGUAAAACAAAAACAGAACAACAACAACAACGACAAAAAAAAAUAAAAAAUACCACCAACAACAACAGCAACAACAACAAAACAAAUAGGUGGUUUCUCUCCACAUGGACUGGCACAUAAACAACAACAUGCUUCAUGAGCAAACAGGCAGUCCCCAUCCUAAAAACUUACAGACUGAAGAUAAAAUGUCUUAUUGAACAAAAUGGACUCUAAAGCACAUGGCUUUCUCAGCGCAGGUGGAUGGUGGAUGGUGGAUGUGCAGUUUCUCUGUGGACAGCAAAGAAUUGCACUGACUUUAGCUGAACAAACGAAAUUUAAGAAGCUUUUACCAGCAUAAACUGGGCCCAAAGUGUUGGCCACGUGGACCUGAGCUACAGCAAAAAGACUGUUGAGAUUUGUCUUUCUGGGGGUUGGGUGUGGGUGAAGCAAUGAUGCAGCAGGGCUGUCAAACAUACUGUAGACACUGUUUUAUAGACUAUGUUGUGUUUAAUAGUCCUAACCUCACAGCAAAACUAAACAUGUAGCAUGUUCGCAAGUCCUGUCUUGGGCUACUGCUAAACUAAGCCAUGUUUGUUCUCCUCUUCCACAGUGUGAACUUUUAGCUUUUAGUUUUUCUGUCUAAAUUUAAACUACUUGCACAAAUAAAGUCAACAGAGAUUGACUGUAAGCAUGCUAACGCAGAAACUAGAGCAUCAGCACUCAAGUUAUUGUAUUGUACAUAAAUAUAUUGAAAAUAUUUAGCUGAACAAAUAUCUAUCACAUACUAUAACUACUCUUGUGACCUACUGGGGGAAAGAAAAAACACUUCUAUGAAAUGAUAUGCAAAAAAAGAUUUAAUUCAUUUGUAGCCUUUAGCAUGAACAAAUUAGAUUUUUAACAGGUAGGGAUGUAGAUUUGUUCUGAGGUUGCUGCUUUCAAGGGUCUGCUGGGUGACCCUUCAUUAGAGAUUGUAAAAAUAAAUAAAGGAAUAGUUUGACCUUUGGAAAAUAUGUUUAUUCUUGCCAGGAAUCGCAUAAUAUCAAUAUCAAUACCACUCUCAUGUUUGUGCAUUAAGUAUGGAGUCUCACCAAAUGCGAACGAGCAAUUUGUGCACACACUGAAGACCAGCACGUAAUUCUACAAAGCAGCUUGGUUGCUACAUACUACAUUGGAAAGUAAAUAAUCACAGUUUUGAGUUUCUAACCUGGUCUCCUAUCUGGCUUUUGUUGAAGAAUCCCAGAUGCUCAAUGUGGUUAGCUGAUGUGGGUCAAAACUCUGGCUGCAAAAUGCAGUGGAAAGUCAGCGUAGUGUCCAGCAGUGGUUCAUACAGUUGAUCUCCAUUUUGGAAAUAAGGACCCUUCUUUUGGUGUGAAGGCUCUGCAAGGUUCCCAGCAACUAGUGGAGAUGUCGCACUUAUUCGGUGGAUUAACUGUUGUUGUAUGAAAUAACAUGUCCAAAACCGCAAGUACUAUUUGUAUUUUUUUGUACGUCUCUGUUUGUGUAGAGAUUGAACAAAUGAGAUCCAUGUUCAUUUGUGAAUUUAAGAGGAAUAACUUUGAAGAAUGGCAGUCAAGCUGUUUCCACCAGCUUCCAGACUUUAUGCUAAACUAGGCUAAUCCUCCAUAUUUUACGCACAUAUUUGAGUGGGAUAGUGAUCUUGUUAAAGAAAGUGAAUAAGCAUAUUUUCAAAAUGGUGACCCAUUCCUUGGAAAAAAACAAAAAAAAAACUCUCUUCCGUUAUCAAUUAAAGCAAUGAUUUUAGUUGCACUGUAGCUGUGGGGGUGGAGGCUGUAGAUGCAUCAGACCACUCCGAAGGUCCCCACAUUAUCUGACUCAAUGUUUAUUUAACUGUUUAAAAGAAUCUUGCUAUUUCUUCACUGUUAAAUUAUUACGUUUUGAAUGUAGUUUGCAAUAUAGAAUGUUACCAGUGAUAACAAUUGAUUUGAGUACAUUUGGAGCUUAUAUACUGUACGGUAUGUGUGUGUAUAUACAGUACUGUAUUAACACAUAUCUUUAGGUAUAUAAAAAUCUGAUACUCUGGGCAGUGGUUUUAUUAGCAAUAUUUCAUCUUAUGCAAGUUGCAGUUAGACUCCUUAGACGAAGGGUUGGAUAAUUCAAUACUGCAGGAAAUCUGUGGCAUUUACUUACUAAUCACACGUUCACCAGUGUGAUAAAUGAGACAAAGCAUAAGCAUGUUAUCAGGCUACGGUUGCAGCCGAUGAGAUUCUCUGAUUGAAUCCAGAUGUUUUCAGAGAGGAAUGUUUACCAAAGCACUGUCCAAUUAACACUGAUUUCUUUCUGUUAUUGGAAAAGCUUCAGGGCCCAGGUCCAAACAAACGUCUCCUUUUUAUUCCGACAUUGUCUCUUCUGGAAAAUGUAGAAAAUCAGGAGAGAGUUUGGAACUGGGCUGCAGACUGGAGGGCUAACAUUUACAUCUGUGGCCUGUGCAAUGUGUGUCACUGUUUUCUGUUCACUUUUUUCAGUUGUUGGGCGACAAAUUGACCUGUCCAGCAUGUUCUGUUUUCUUCAUAAAAGUGCAUUUUAGUGCGUUUUCCCCAUUUGAAGGGGAUGGGGAUGGGGGUGCUGGGUGGACUUUUGGGACCAGCUGUAUCGUACUGUAUAAACCCUCUCUCUGGUCAAUCAACACUACUGCUUUACAGGCUUCUCUGUAUUCAACUUUCACUGUCCAACUUAUGUACUGAACACAAUGAAGCAAAGCAUGUUGACAUCUGGGCAGUGUUCAGACUAAAGCAAUCUGACCAAAAUCAACACAGACAGCAGAUGGUCUUAUUAAGAUUCAUAUUUAGAUUCUCUUAUUAAAAGCUGUUUUACAUGGAGUCUGGUGUGUGCCACUGGAAUGAUUCAAAAAAGGAGAAUAUCUGAAAAAAUUGUGAAAAGCACAAAGACUCAAAGAAUUAUUUGAUUGUUAAAAUGGUUCCUGAUGAAUUUUCUAUCAGUUGACUGUGUCAGCUUUUGUUAGAAGAUACACAUGCAAAGAGAGUAAUGAAAGUAAAAAGUAUUCUACAAAACCAUUUAAAAUAUUAUUGUCUCACAGGACAAAAAGCAGGUUGAACUAUUAAUUGGUAGAAAAAUAGUUUUUAUCAGCACCAUCACUCAAGUAGAACUCCUUUUGUACAGUGUCCAAUUUUACAAGCGUUACAAUUAGUGUCAUCAAAGUGUAUUAUUCCGCUGGAACACUCAGACUCCACAGUUUCACAGUUGUAGUUCAAACUUGAACUGCACUGUUGUGUGGACUAAUUUAUUUAAUAUAUAUAUAUAUAUAAGUUAUGAAGGUGAAACACAUCACAGUAGGAAGGAAAUAGCUAGUUUGAGUAGCCCAAAUGUCAGGUAAUGAUGCACUGCAGAUGUUUGGUUGCUUGUCUUUUUAAUUUAUCAGUUUGUGUAUAUUUUGUGUGAUUUGAGCAGAAAUGUUUUUUUAAUGGAAAUCUAUAGCUUUUGGAGUGGAUAAGAUUUGAAAAUUAUACAGAGGAAGAAUGCUGUUAAUAUAGGGGCAAUACAAAGUAAUGUAUAAACCACAUAUUGAUAUCUUGUUAGGGAUAUUGUGGAGCCGUUUACUAUAUGAAGGUGAAUAAAGGUUUUUUGGGUUUUUUUUCUUUAAAAUGUCGGGUUGAUUGUGUUCAAUGUGCCUUUGGUAAUGACAAGACAGAGAAUUGACUUUCACAUUAAAGGAGCAACUUCAGAUUUAUUCACAAAACAAAGCUUCAUACUUAAAAAAAACCUUUUGCACAGUGUUAAAAAGCAAAUGUAGUGUUUACACGUAUGUAGCUAUUACAAACAGACCACACCUAAGCAUUGAGAUCUGUCAAUGGGAAUAUUUGGAGAGGUACUCCUCUGGUCUCACAAAUAAGCAGCCACCGUAUUGGAAGAACGACAACAAGAAAAACAGAAAAGAAAAGAAAAAACUGGCAGAUUUGAGUGUUGAGACUUAAAAGUAUUAAGUUAAAUGUCUCCAUGAUUUCAGAUACUUAGAUCUGGAUGCUACUGCGCAAGUCACCUAACAAGAUAAACAAAACAAAUAUGAAAUGAAAAAUGUCCAACCAAUCACAAGCUUUUCACAAGCUCAUUAAAGUCUUAGAUUUGAGUUCCCUUUGAGUCCGUAUCUCACACACACACACACACACACACACACACACACACACACACAGUACAUCAUAGCAGAGCACAUCAUCAUUACAUUGACCAAAAUGGCUUCAGUACCUCAGGACUAUUUAACAGAAACAACAGCGACCCCUUCUGGACAAAUGUACUACACCUGACAAACCUUGUCAUAAAAACAGAACAACAGUUUCCUUGUUUAAAUAAGUUGGUUUGUUCUAAUGUUAAUAUAAUAACAUUGGGUUGACAUUACUUUUUUUUUAACAUACUUUUUUAGAAAACCUAAAAUCAUUGUCACUGAAACUAAAAACAUCAAACAGCUAUGCACAAUCAGGUCUUUUUCUACUUUAAAACAUACCGCUUGUAAGUGCACUGCCUUCAUACGAAAAGAUAACAGCAUUGGGACAUAUUUGAAAAAGUGAUAUUACAUUCCAGUGGGCAUUACACACAAAUAUCUCAUUCUAAAUAUUUCAAAAGAGUGCAAUUUGAAAUUGUAUGGCCAUACCCGUUCAGUAAAAUGUUUAAAGUGCAGAAAACUACAGACUUAAACCCAUGCCUGUUCACUGACAGGUCAACUCCAACAUUUAUUUUGGGGGACAACUCUAAGAAAACCAAACCUCCUCUUUGUACACAGUAUUAUUUAGGAAUACUUCAGCCACCAGCUCUCAUGCAUGAAUUUCUACAGCUGUCUCAAUUGUUUGCUUAAAAAAAUCAGAGUAAAAACUAAUUAAAAUUGAGGCAGAAUAAUUAAAGCAGUUAGAUGGACUGUUCAUCUUACUGAACUUGGCACAGAAACUAUAAUUAUGAAAUCCUGCUCUGUCUGUUCAGCUGAACCUUUUCAGGGUGUGGUGGAUACUUGGCUAAGAAAUCAGCUAGCUCAAACGAUUUCAAGACAUCCCUAAAAAACAAAAUUAGCCACUAUGUUACACUUUUUGCUAUUUUGGGUCACGUGAGCAAUAAAACAAAGUGAGAAAUCCUUUUCUGGCUGACCGAAGAUGAUUGAUGGUUAUUCACCAAUCAAAACUAGCAUGAGUUUAUUUUUCAAGUUAUCAUGAAAAAAAAGAAA